AUGUCCUGGUCUGAUAUAAUAGGAAGCAGCACCAAACUUGGAAACAAGAUUGUUAAGGGGCUCAUCAAAGAGUUUGCCCCAACCCAAAACCCACUCCAAGACCCCGUUCCAGAAGACAAUGACCUCCUACAACAACAGACCAACAAAGUAACUCCACAGACCAGAACAAACCUGGAAAGUGAGAAGCCCAACGGAAAGCCCAAAGACAAAGAAAACACAAUCUUGAUUGGCUUAGAGAAUGAGAUGGACCCUGAAGAACAGUUGGAGGAAACAGGGACCACAACAAAGGAACACCCCAAUGAACUCACUGAAGAAGAGGAGGCCACUGCCACAGCUGCACUUAUGAACAAUGACACAAAUGGCAAAUCAGACUCCCAGGACAGCAUUGAGCAACCCAACAAACCAGGAAACCCAGGAUCAACCCCCUCCCCAGCCCCAGCAUCCUUCAAAGACCAAGACAUUCAGAAGUUUCCACUCUAUGCCUUGACCUCAAGACUGAAAUCACUAGACUCUGGCACAAACCUUCAAAAAUCCUUAUGGAGAACACCUGAAGAAUGGGGAUCUUUUAUCCUGAAGGAGGGCAUGGAGACCACCAUCAAACGACACAGUGGUGACACCUAUGUCUACCCCGACCCUAGGGCCCAAGGAAAAGGGGUCAAACUCCUUCUACGCCUGGCAAUGACACCCCCUGAAGAGUUCCCGUGUUUUGACCCCAGACUAUCCAAGUUUACUGAAAACACAUUCAUGGUCAGACUCAAACUCCUUGCACACAAUAGCAUUGGACCAGCAUACGCCACCCUCAAGGAUAAAGCACAAUCGCCACCAGCAGCGGAGCCUGACACAUCCAAGAAAUCUGGUAAAACCACAGCAAAACCAGCCAAAGCAGCCGCAUUCAAGAUGAGAGGCAUCUCCGGCAAACCCAUCAGUCAAUCCAACGCCUCAACCACAGCAAACUCUGAUCCAGUCAACAGCCCUACACCACCUGCAGGAGAGCCAACCCACAAGACCCUAUUCAAAGUAAACUUCCCCAACCAUGCCCCACUGCCUGAGGACCCACAGGUCCGCGGAAGCGUCAUUGGGGAACUCUCCCAACAACUUAUGGUGGACUUCUUGACACAACUCUUCUCCAAUGAAACCGAAGCCAAGCUCAUGCGAUACCCCACAGCAAGUCCACUUAGCUUCCAUUCUGCCUGGAUCCACCUUCACUCCAAAUCAGCCAAAUUCCCUAGAGAAGCUGAUCAGUUCAAGUGCCAAGAUUCUCAUCGCCCAUAA
This is a messenger RNA of Seminavis robusta, 1272 nucleotides long. The record is from the annotation of a GenBank genome assembly. NCBI's taxonomy places the organism in Eukaryota, Bacillariophyta, Bacillariophyceae, Naviculales, Naviculaceae.